CUCUCACUCAUUUAAGCGGCGGGGCUCAGCGCGGUGACUGCACUCACGCACAAGAACAUGUCCACCCCGCAGUCUCAGCCAGUCACGCACACCUGCUCGCCGUGCACGGGCCCGGCCCGGCAAUGUCCACUGACUGCUCUGCGCUUUGAAAGAGUUCUAAGAGCACCUGGUCUUCUCCCCCCCCCACCAGAGCGGAGUAUAGUGGAGUAGCGGAGCUCCACCAGUGUCGUCCGCCUCCCACACCUUCAGCGGCUCUCGUGCACAGCCACCCCCAUGGAACUCUAACUAUGGAUUACUGCCGCAUACUGCUGCUGUCUGUCGUGCUGCAUUUCGCAAUCCGAGCAGGCCACACAAAGCCUAGCAUCACCCCCGCUGGACCCCACCUGGUGGUCCCGCUCAACGCGCCCUUCAACCUGCGCUGCCAGGGCGACAAGGAGAUGCAGUGGCACCGGGAGGAGCGGCCCAAGGUGCGGGGGGAGCAGCGGACGGAGGGCGCGUCGGCGUUCCAUGUGGCCCGCGCCCUGCCCGUCCACAUGGGCCGCUACGUGUGCCUGGAGAGGACGAGCGGCCAGCAGACAUCGAUCUACGUCUUUGUCAACGAUCCCGACAACCCUUUCAGGAAAUCGAUGGUGUUCAACAUCCUCACUCGCGUGGGCGCCGCCGCUUCCAUCCCCUGCCUGGCGACCGAUCCCAGCCUGUCCGACCUGCACCUGGAGACGUGCUCCGGCGCGCCCCUGGCCCCCGGCCUGCGCUUCUCCGCCAGCCCGGAGCGAGGCGUGGCGAUCCGAGACGCGCGGAAGGCCUACGAGGGCUGCUACGUGUGCGCCGGCGCGCUGCGGGGGCGACACGUGCGCUCGCACAACUACCACCUGACCGUCAAGCCAGUCCCCGCGGCGCCCCCUGUCAUCGAGAUGCAAGCGCCCGAGCGGGUCAUCCUCACCCUAAACGAGGGUCUGGCCCUCACCUGCAACACCACCAACGUCAACGGCGAGAUCAAGCUCAAGUGGGUCGCCCCGCCCGGCUCGGGUGCCGUCUGGUAUCCACAGCAACCAGCUAAGGUUGACACUGCGUCGCGUAUCCGGGCGGAGCACUUCGACCACAUACGCAGCGCCACCCUGCGCGUGGCCGCCGUCGCACACCGGGACGCCGGACGCUACCGCUGUGAGGCCGAGAACGAGAGGGGGCUCAGCGUACGCGCCGUGUGGCUAGACGUCUAUGACAAAGGAUUCAUCAACGUAACGUCGACGAGCAACAGGACCGUCCACGUGCGCUCUGGUGAUAGUUUAUCCCUGCUGGUGGAGAUGGAGGCUCACCCGAGGCCCCGCACCUUCUCCUGGAGCUUCAUGGACCACGAGCUGAAGAAUAACAGCGACCACGUCAUCACGACGCAGAGCACUUGCAACUACAGGUACAGCAGCGAGCUGAGAUUAGUGCGACUGAAGAUGUCGGAAGGCGGCGUUUACAUGUUUAAAGCCUCCAAUCACGACGCCUCACUGAACGAGACCUUUGCCGUCUUCGUAACCACUAAACCCGAGAUCGUGUCGCACGAAGGCCCGGUGGACGGGCAAGUGCGCUGCGUGGCCGAGGGAUUUCCCGCCCCCAAGAUCACAUGGUACUACUGCGAGCAGCCCUACAUCAGGUGCUCCCAGCAGGUGAACGCCACCAAAGAAGAGACGGACAUUGUCACCAUUACGCUGUUCAGCCCCACGUUCGGCAAGACAGAGGUGGAGAGCCGGGUGAACGUCAGCCGUGGACGCUUCAGUACGCUCGAGUGUGUGGCCACAGUGGAGGGCGAGCAGGCCUACACGCUCUUCUCCAUCAGUGAGAGAAACGUUCCCCACAAUCUGUUCACGCCGCUGCUGAUCGGCUCGGUAUCGGCAGCCUCCGUCCUCUGCUUGGUCCUCAUCAUGCUCUUCUACAAGUACCUGCAGAAACCUAAAUACCAGGUGCAGUGGAAGGUUAUUGAAGGAAUCCACGGUAACAACUACGUGUACAUUGACCCCACCCAGCUACCUUACGACCACCAGUGGGAGUUUCCCAGAAACAACCUGCGUUUUGGGAAGACACUGGGCUCCGGCGCGUUCGGAAAAGUGGUGGAAGCGACAGCAUACGGACUCUCCAAGGCCGACUCAGUCACCACGGUGGCGGUCAAGAUGCUUAAAUCGACCGCUCAUGCCACUGAGAAAGAGGCCCUGAUGUCCGAGCUGAAGGUUCUCAGCUACCUGGGAAAUCACAUGAACAUUGUCAACCUGCUGGGAGCCUGCACUGUGGGAGGCCCCACGCUGGUGAUUACAGAGUACUGCUGCUUUGGUGACCUGCUCAACUUUUUACGAAGCAAGAGGGAAUCUUUCUACUUGCCCAAAACGGAGGAAGACUGCUACUAUCGUAACGUUGUGUCGCAGAGGGGGGCCACGGGCGACAGCUUGAACGGCUACAUGACCAUGAGGCCGUCUGCCGCUGGCAAGCCGCCUUCGUCCUCCUCCUCCUCCUCAUCGUCGUCAAUCACCAUGGAGAAGAGACGCUCCUUCCACAAAGGCGGAUCCUACGGAGAAGGAGUGGCCGAGGAGGAAAUGUUCGACGACGACGGGCUGUCGUUGGACACCGAGGACCUCCUCAGCUUCUCUUACCAGGUGGCCAAGGGGAUGGAAUUCUUAGCUUCCAAGAAUUGCAUCCACAGAGACCUGGCAGCCAGAAACAUCUUGCUCACUCAAGGGCGAGUGGCAAAGAUCUGUGAUUUUGGCUUGGCCCGCGACAUCACCACCGACUCCAACUAUGUGGUCAAAGGAAAUGCUCGGCUGCCGGUCAAAUGGAUGUCUCCGGAAAGCAUCUUCGAAUGCGUGUACACGUUCGAGAGUGACGUGUGGUCGUACGGCAUCCUGCUGUGGGAGAUUUUCUCGCUAGGAAACAGUCCUUAUCCCGGAAUGCCCGUAGACGCCAAGUUCUACAAGCUGAUUAAAGAAGGAUACAGGCUGGACUCUCCUGAGUUUGCACCUUGUGAAAUGUAUCAGAUCAUGCGGUCCUGCUGGGACGCCAACCCCAUCCAGAGGCCCUCCUUCAGAAAGGUGGUGGAGCGAAUUGAACAGCAGCUGUCAGAUGCAACUAAGCAUAUCUAUCUGAACUUCAGCUCCAGGCUCAUGGCGCCACCCAGAUCCACCACCACCACAGAGGAGGACGAGGACGAGGACGAGGACGACGAUGACGACGAUGACGACGAUGACGAGGAGCCCAGAAUUCCAAAAACGGCAUUCCAGCUCAACUCAAACGGCAGUAGCGCUCCGACGCAGCCCUUACUGCCCCAGCACGAGGUCUUCCUGGAAGGCACGGGCCUCGGAGUCCAGCGGGUGUGAGCCGCCCUACUGCCUCUUAAAAGAAGUGCCUCUCAUCUUCUGCUACUACAACAAAAACAAACCACUGCCAUUGACUCACUGACCAUUCAAAAGACUGCCCCAUCCUCUGCGAAGACUACCCCUAUGGUGCAACAAAAACAAAACACUGGACAUCCCCUUACUACUCGUGGACCCACCACUGGGGCACUCCAGACAGAACAUAAAGGAAGAAGAACAUUUUGUUAAUAUUAAUAUGACUGCAACUUUCAAGGGAGGACAGUUGAAAAAAAUCAACCGCUCAAUAUUAAACGCUUACAUCUAUCAUAAUGAUGGUUUUAUCAGCUCUCUUUGAAGUUUUGUUUUCCUUUUUACCAGUUUUAUUUUUCUUACACUUUUUAUGCCAUGUUUUUUUCUGUAAAGGAAAAAGAAAAAUGCACUCGAGGCACUUCACAUCAUUCCAUACAUCCCGUAGUGCAGCUUUCAUUUUGAUUUUUCAUUUUUUUUGUCAGUAUUACAUGUUUCAAAUGAAGGGGAUGUUUAUUCAGUGUCGAAUUUUUCAAAUGGAGCUACUGGGAUGCAGGUUUUUAUAAGCUAUUAUGAAGACAGCCUGAUCUGCUUUGAGGAGAUUUCCAAUUGUUUCAUUGCCACAAAGCCACGGGCCGUGAAAAAAGGCUGUACAACAUGGUACAAUAGCUUUUUUUGUGCGUGUAGAUAAUUGUUUUUUUGGUUUGUUUUUUUUGCGAGACGCUGGGGACAAAGGCAAAGCCAUAGCAGGCUAGCUUUAGCAGGUGAACAUCAAACGUUAAAAAAACAAAAACCAAAAAAAAGUUUGUGUUUCUUCCCCACCUCUUUGUUUACAUGCUGGUACUGCCAUUUGAGAGAUUUGUGUGUGUGUUUUUUUUGUGAUCACCCGGGAAAGAAAAUAGCUAACUUUUUAGGGGGCUUGCCAUACAACGGUCUGGAAAUUAGACAUUCGAGUUUAUCGUCGUUGUUCCCCAAUUCUCCUGUUUGAGUCCAGAUGUCCCCUCUACAAUGAUGCGCUUCCUAUGUUCCUUCCCACAGGGAAAAUGUCCUGUUAGUGUGUAUGAACAUGUUUGUCAUUUUGUCCAUGCGUUUGCAUGGCAAUAACGUUUUGCUUCGCUUAUACAAACGAUUGAGCUUUGCUGCAAAUAGCGAAAAACAACAAGUAAUUAAUACCCCUACAAACGUUUAGAAUUGCCUGUAUUAAUUGUUUAAGAUGUGAAUAUUCCACAAACUAUGAUCCCAAAACACUUCGAUAUAAUUUCAAAUCAGUUUCGAUUUUGCUCCUUCCCAACACACAAGGAUCAGAUGAGAUGUAUCACUUCAACUGACUUCUUUGAUACCAGUUACUACUUUCCUAUUAGCCUGAGCUUUGACACCAUCUUGUGACAUUAGAGAAAGAGCCCGAGAAAAUACGCAGAUUCAGUGAAUAAAUAAAAUGUGCAAAUAGGUGAAUUUGUGAAUAAAUGUCCUGCAAGCAGCGA
Messenger RNA from Phyllopteryx taeniolatus (common seadragon), 4831 nucleotides. It is a transcript of the gene kita, whose product is annotated as KIT proto-oncogene, receptor tyrosine kinase a. The coding region runs from base 288 to 3347 and encodes 1019 amino acids. Lineage: Eukaryota; Metazoa; Chordata; Actinopteri; Syngnathiformes; Syngnathidae. The transcript has 21 exons. Gene Ontology annotation, biological process: positive regulation of MAP kinase activity; Kit signaling pathway; positive regulation of receptor signaling pathway via JAK-STAT. Gene Ontology annotation, molecular function: transmembrane receptor protein tyrosine kinase activity; cytokine binding; ATP binding. The record is from RefSeq and is a predicted model, not a curated record. Gene Ontology annotation, cellular component: signaling receptor complex.